Messenger RNA from Sorex fumeus (smoky shrew), 256 nucleotides. It is a transcript of the gene MMP24OS, whose product is annotated as MMP24 opposite strand. The transcript is spliced from 2 exons. The coding region runs from base 68 to 220 and encodes 50 amino acids. NCBI's taxonomy places the organism in Eukaryota, Metazoa, Chordata, Mammalia, Eulipotyphla, Soricidae. The record is from RefSeq and is a predicted model, not a curated record.
GCGGAAGCGGAGCUAGGGUGGUGGGCGCUGUGGGUCCCGGACGUCUGCGGUCCCGGUGCUCCAGACCAUGGGCGCGGGGCUGAGCGGCGGCCAGGCCGCCCCGGAGCCGGCACAACCCCCGCCCCAGCCUGCGGCUCCCGAGCGGCCGCGGCCCGAUCCUGGGCCCUGGGGGCCGCUGGACGACGUGCGAUUCCUCAUCGCCUGCACCUCCUGGUACUGAGCCACCGCGCCCCCUCACUAGUCAGGACAGGUCGCU